GCGAAAGAUUCAAUGAUGAUGUCGAGAAAUAUCAUAUCAUACGAGGCAGUAGGGGUAGCAGGAGAUAUGUAAAAUGCGAGUGGACAUACUAGGCUUAGAUGCUGAUGUAUGCGCAGUAAUGUUGGGAAAAGCCUCACGGCGGCUACCCAAUAACACCGCCAGCAACCUCCAUGGCCGCCAACUUCUCUUCUCCUCCACUCCAACGAGGCCAGAAGGGACCAAGGAAGAAGAGAAAAGGAUUCGGCGAGGGGGAAGUAGAAGAUCAAACGAAAUAAAGAAGAAGACCAGGGAGGUUCCAGAGAGCGGGCGACGGGGGGGGUUGCUCAUUUAAAUCCCUUCUGCACAAGCCCUAAAUAACGACACCCCCGUCAUUAACUAAUUUUUUCUUUCCUCUCCAACUCUCGAACUGACUAUUUAACUGUCUCCCUGUCUCCCUGUCUCCCUGUCUGCAGUCUGCAGAUUCCCACAUUCUCAUCACAUCAAGUGCUGUACUUUUUGCCUUUGUUUGUUCUCGUUGUCGACGUUUUGAACCUGCGGCGAGGCUGCAAUUGCUUGAUUGGUCCACGUUGGGAUCUUGAUGCCGCUUGGUGGAGAAACGAAAAUACAAGUUGCUGGGAACAGCGCGAGGCAAAGAAAGAAACAGACACACAGACAAACGAAAAUAAUACCACUGACACGACCAGGGGAAGACGUGGGAAAUCCGCCUCAGCCUCCCUCGCCUCGACCUCAGCCUUUUGCCCUGGCUGGCGUAUUAAAAUAACAUAUUCUGACAAAACUGGAACAUUCUCUUUUUGACUUUGAGCCUUACCCACGCACAUCCCCGCGUCGUUGGGCGCCGACAUCCUGUCUUCCUUUAUUUUCUAAUCCCCAUCUAUUGCAUUCUGGCCCAAAAUGAGGCAUUCGCUGGCAAGCUUGCUAUUCGUCCUCUCCGCCUUGCUGGUUCUGGUGGCUGCAUGGUCCAAAGAAGAUCAUGAGAUCUUCCGCUUGCGAGAUGAGGUGCAGCAGACUGAAGGCUUCAAUGUUACCUUCUACGAUUUCCUCGGCGUAAAACCCACCGUCUCCCAAUCCGACCUGCUCAAAGCCUUCCGCAAAAAAUCCAAACAACUCCACCCAGACAAAGCCAAGCGCACCUUCGUUGCCACCUACACGACCAACCAGCUCAAGAAACCCGGUGUACACGCCUCCAAGGGCCCCUCCCAGCGCGAAAUUACGCAAGCUGUCAAGCUUGCUACAGAACGUUAUGCCCGCCUAGGCGUCGUCCAUAACAUCCUCAAGGGGCCCGAACGAGACCGCUACGACCAUUUUCUGCGCAAUGGGUUCCCCAAGUGGAAGGGGACGGGCUACUACUAUUCCCGCUUCAGACCUGGGCUAGGAAGCGUGCUCUUUGGCCUCUUUGUGGUAUUUGGCGGUGCGGGACAUUAUGGCGCGCUGGUGCUGAGCUGGAAGAGGCAGCGGGAGUUUGUCGAUCGGUAUAUUCGACAUGCGCGACGCGCGGCGUGGGGAGACGAGCUGGGCAUUAAGGGCCUUUCGGGCCUAGGCCAGCUGAACGGAGGCGCUGGGUCCAGCUCGGGAUCGGGCGCGGAUACGGGCGAAGGUGCUAUGGCUAUGAAUCGUAGGCAGAAGCGGAUGAUGGAUAAGGAGAAUCGGAAGGAGGGGAAGAAGAAGGGCCGCUCAUCUGGCACCGCGUCACCCAGCGGCGAGACUAGUGUGAUUGGCUCCAGCGGCGAUAGAAAGCGCGUUAUGGCAGAGAACGGCAAGAUUCUUAUCGUGGACGCUGGCGGGAAUGUGUUUUUGGAAGAAGAGAAUGAGGAUGGGGUGAAAGAGGAGUUUUUGUUGGAUGUCGAGGAGAUUCCGCGGCCUAGGGUGCAGGAUACGUUCGCCGUGAAGCUGCCACUGUGGGCUUACAGGAAGAGCGUGGGGAGGUUUGUGGGUGCCACUGGGGAUCAUUCAGCGGCCGACGAUGGUAAUGCUGCUGCUGGUAGUGGAGAAGCGGAAGCAGUGGAUACUGAUGUCGAUGAGUCUGUGGCUGUGGGGAUUAAGAAGAGAUCCAACAAUGCGGCGUCGAGGCGAAGAGGUAAGAGGGGUUGAUUCGAUUUGAUUUUUGGUGCCGGUGUCAAUGUCAAUUCUUUCUUUCUCGAUCUGAUUUUGAUUUCAAUCUUAUUUCGAUGGAUUUACGGCAAUCGACUGAGCUGUAUUAUAAUUUACUCCUGCUGUUAAUCUACCGACUCCAUUCUUGUACUGUACUAUCUAAAAUAUACUAUUAAGUACAUCCCAUAUUUCAUUUCUUACACUUUGGCAUCUCAUUAGACCAGCCAUCAAUUUUAUUCCUCGGCCUGUCGUUCUCUAUUAGCAAGCCCACCCCCUCCCCCCAAUGCAAGAACCAUUCACUGCUUAUUCACAUAUGUACUUAGAUAGGCCUGAAUGCAUUUAUGCAAUAUACUUUCCGAAUAGACUCACUUUGGUGAGAGUCAAGCGGCUGCGAGCAGGAGAGUUACAGGUCCCGGGUGCAAGUUACGGGUAAACCUGCACCAGCUAUUAUUACUAGAUGUAAAUACGUACGGAACGCAUUUUUCUACUCCAGCUACCUGUAACUACAUUUGUGUCAUAGUCUUGAAGCAAGCCAUAGUUUAGUCUACGAGUUAGGCAGAUUAAAGCGGCUUUGUAUGAAUAGAUACAGUAGCUUAGAUUUUAA
Blastomyces dermatitidis ER-3 is the source of this 2692-nucleotide messenger RNA. RefSeq names its product DnaJ domain-containing protein. The transcript has 3 exons. Lineage: Eukaryota; Fungi; Ascomycota; Eurotiomycetes; Onygenales; Ajellomycetaceae. The record is from RefSeq and is a predicted model, not a curated record. Gene Ontology annotation, cellular component: endomembrane system. The coding region runs from base 892 to 2088 and encodes 398 amino acids.